AUGAUUUCCUGGGGCUGGAGAGGGCAGAUAUGCUGGUGCGGUAAACAUGUCUUCAGAAACAUAUCGGGGCAAAAGACUCUCAGCCUCCAUUCACUUUGGAGGUGCUGCCACCAGAGGACUUCGGGAAGUUGCCUGGAUCCAGAGAUAAGGAGGUUUUUGGAAGAGAACACUGAAAUUACCAACAGUGGGAAUCUGACACCGGAAAUAAGGCUACGGCUUCUGACCCCUCACUGCCGAUUCUGGAAGGAAAAAGCGGCCUUGUGGCCAUAUAAAGACCCCUAUUGGGCAAUCUACUGGCCUGGAGGUCAAGGACUGUCCAGGUACCUUCUCGAUAACCCCAGCAUUGUCCAAACGAAGAAAGUUUUAGAUCUCGGAAGCGGCUGUGGAGCGACAGCCAUAGCGGCUGCAUUGAGCGGGGCAGCUGAGGUGGUCGCCAACGACAUCGACCCCAUUGCAGGAGCUGCCUUAACACUGAACUGCGAAUUGAACAACCUGGAUCCCUUCGCUUUCUUGACGGACAACCUGAUUGGUUCCGACCUUGGCAGCUGGGAUGUCAUUGUCCUUGGGGAUAUGUUUUACAGUGAAGAACUUGCAAACGGCCUUCAUCGUUGGCUGAAGAAACAUAUUUGCACACAUGGGACUCAAGUGCUGAUUGGGGACCCCGGCAGGCAUCACUUUGUGAGCCACCAAAUUCAGAGUCAGUUGCACAAAGUCACUGAGUAUCCUCUCCCAGAAUUAGACCAGCAAGAAAACAAUGGUUCAACCAACACCGUGAUAUGGAAUUACCAGCCUUGA
Euleptes europaea (tarantolino) is the source of this 795-nucleotide messenger RNA. It is a transcript of the gene ETFBKMT, whose product is annotated as electron transfer flavoprotein subunit beta lysine methyltransferase. The transcript is spliced from 3 exons. Gene Ontology annotation, cellular component: mitochondrial matrix. Bases 1 to 795 code for a protein of 264 amino acids. Gene Ontology annotation, biological process: peptidyl-lysine trimethylation. Lineage: Eukaryota; Metazoa; Chordata; Lepidosauria; Squamata; Sphaerodactylidae. The record is from RefSeq and is a predicted model, not a curated record. Gene Ontology annotation, molecular function: protein-lysine N-methyltransferase activity.